AUGCGCGUUUCCCUCCCCAAGCCGCAGUCGGCACUAUCGCUCGUCACAGAGAUCCAAUUCGGCGUCCAGCUCGAAUUUUUCACUCCUCCCUUGUCAGCAUCGCAAGUCUUGCAGACGUUGUCCGAUCGCGACCGCAUCUUCCACUUCUUUGCCUCUGCACUCCAAAACGCUGGACUCCAAGCUGCGUUUCUCCUCGACAAGGAAAAGAACGAGAAUUAUCUUGAAACCAAAGAUCAAAGCAGCAACGGUAAUGAUAGCCAAGACACGGAAAGCCUAGAGACAGAAAAUCAGCUCCGCGUCCAGGUAUCCAAGAGAAGUAUCGUCAAGACCAAGCACAACCCCGACAUGUUCAUCAUGAGCCCCCAAUCGUCCAUCCCCUGGAUCAAGGCCGGCGCCAAAGAAAACCCGCUCUUUAGAUACUGGUUGAUCAAGCCCGAUAGCGACAUCAGCGGGCACGGCAAACAUGCACCCUGGCAGCCUACCAAGCUCAGCAGCCCGAUCCUGCGAGAAUCAGAGGCGAACAAUCUGUUCCCAGGCCUCAACACGGCCGUCUACACUAUCUGGACGGCGCAUCCGGCGAGGGUGCAUGUCAACGACAGCUGCGGAUUGCAUGUCCAUGUCGGCCCUGCUCUCGUUCCAUCUCUUACUCAGGGAGUAACUCAGGGGCUGAAUCAGGGACAACACCAUGGACAGAGACAGGAUCUGACCGUUCUCCAGGUUCAACGUGUCGCCACACUGGUGGUCAUUCUCGAAAACAGCCUGCUCUUCCACCUGUGCUCGCAGAUCCGUCGUCAAACCCAUCACCAGCUCACCGCUGCUUCAGGUCUGGCUUACGCUUCAAACUCCCCAGCUACUCCUCUUGCAGAAGCAAACUUACCACCAAACAUCCUCAUUGGCAACGGCACAAUCGAAAAGGCCAUCAAGCUUCUUUGGACCGCAUCUGACCUCGACCAGGUGCGCCAAAUGCUCUCACGCCACCCCAAGACCCGCGAUCCUCACCUCACAGCCCUACAAAUCAACACCCAUACGCACGAAGACGAUAGCAUCACGCACAUGCUCGAGUUCCGGCAUGCGCAGGUCGCUUUUAACCAGGGCUUCGUGGACAACUGGGUACGGCUGGUGCUGACGGUUCAAGCUCGUCGUGGCCAUGCUCUAGGAGACGGUGCGAACGACAGCUUGUCCCGAGGAUGCGUGGAAGACAUUGCUCAGGGUGCUCAACGACUUUGCGCCGGUCAAUUGGCAUGCGCGGAGCAGCGAGCAGUUCUGGGUGGGCUAUCUGGCGGUGCAGGACAGGAAGUGAAGGGCCAUUUCCGCCUCUAA
Trichoderma virens Gv29-8 is the source of this 1320-nucleotide messenger RNA. RefSeq lists its product as uncharacterized. The coding region runs from base 1 to 1320 and encodes 439 amino acids. The record is from RefSeq and is a predicted model, not a curated record. Lineage: Eukaryota; Fungi; Ascomycota; Sordariomycetes; Hypocreales; Hypocreaceae. The transcript has 2 exons.